Messenger RNA from Pseudoliparis swirei, 843 nucleotides. RefSeq names its product NOP16 nucleolar protein homolog (yeast) (gene nop16). Gene Ontology annotation, cellular component: nucleolus. The record is from RefSeq and is a predicted model, not a curated record. Gene Ontology annotation, biological process: ribosomal large subunit biogenesis. Lineage: Eukaryota; Metazoa; Chordata; Actinopteri; Perciformes; Liparidae.
CGCACUUCCGGUUUCUCCACGCUGCCUCCUUCCUCGCCACCAACAAACUUCGGCUGUGCUGUGAAGACUGACAAAACGCCAACAUGCCGAAAGCCAAGAAGUCCUCGAAGAGAAAGAAGUUCGACUACAACAAAGACCGGAAGAAGAUGAUGAAGCAGGCCAUCAAGAAAUGUAACCCGAGGAUAGAAAAUAAACAGAUUCGAAAUGCGUGGGACGACAAGAAGUCCAUGGCCAGGAACUUGCAGGAGAUGGGCCUGGCCUUCGAUCCCAACCGCACGCUGCCGAUAAAGAAAAGCAGCCUCCUGGGAAAAGAUCCAGUGUCCAAAGGUCCCGUUGGCAUCGUGACCAAGCCCUACGUACUCAACCAGCUGCAGCUGGAGGCCGACUGUCCAGAGAAGGACUCCAAGACGCUGUCCUCUGACCUGAUCGAGUACACCCAGCACAAUCGAGAGCACGCCGACGACUUCAAGGCGAUGGCCAACGACGAGAAGAACUACUACCAGGACACGCCCAAGCAGAUCAAGAGGAAGAUCAACGAGUACAAGCGGUGCCACCCGGAGCACUACAGCGGCUUCCUGGCGGCGCUGGUGGCGGCGCUGACGGAGCCGCAGCCGGCGGUCCAGUAAAAGGGGGCGGCGGCCCGCCGUGGACUUUCCGUCAACGCCCGCGGGGAUCUCGCCGGGGCGCGAGUCGGAGACGGACCUGCACCACUCGACCCGCCAGGACUUGUUCUGUGACUUUCCUCCCUGUAAAAGAUUUCCUGUUUUUAAUCUAUUCCGUUUAGUUUUAGUGUUCUCCGGACCCAGAUGUGUGUCAUGUAAUCAUUUAAAUACCUUGAAGCUC